ACCCGUGAAGAAAUGAAAUGAACGAGCGAAUGAAGUCUUGCUCCCAGUCUUUUCCGCGUAGUCAUUGAAAUCAAUGAUGGCGGCCCACUUUCCACUUACCCUAUGUUCGUGGGCUCAAACAAAGAAAAGUUACUAUGCCAACUUGAAAGCAGGAUUUUCUUUAUUAUCAAGUAAUAACCUCUGUUAAUUGAGCCCUUGAACUGAGGCAGAUCCAAUUAGCAAAUGUUAGGGAGCAGUCAUUAGCUACAGGUACCUGUGCAGAAGCCAUUCAAGACCUUACUUAGGCGAAUAAAUAUUUGAUAGUAGCGAUUUAAAGCCUUAAAGAAAACUGUCACAUUAGCAUGGUAUACAUGUCAAAUAAUUUGACUUGGAAAAUAUUAAGGGCAUCGUCUUGUUGCAGGUAGUUUGUUCGGAUGGUAACUCACGACUACGAUUUGAGGUUGCAGAGGCGAGCGUUAAGUUUGAGUUCACCUUAAUGCGCGUACAUCACUUUAUUGCUGCAUACAAUCUUUUGCGUGGAACUCUCAUUAAGUUUCUCUAGUUGUGGAGGAGUGUCAAAACCAGACAACAAAUGGGCGAAAGUUAUUGAGGAUAGAGUGUUUACUUAGAACGCAUCUGAAAAGCAAGUACUCUUGUUUAAUCUAGUGGAAGGUAAAUAGCUUCUAGGAGAAAGAAAUUCCCACUGGGUUUACCGUACGCUUCAAAGGUUCAAGCAAUUGUAACCGACAUUGCUGCGCGCUGCAAGAUACACAAACAAACGCAGUCUUUCCCGGCAGUUAUAGUUUGUUAUCAUAUUCACCUAACACACAGAAGCUAUGGAAACCACUGAGAACGAUUCAAACUCAAACACGAAUAGCACAAGUUCUGACAUUGUUGCGUGUUCUAUUUGCUUGGAAAGCGUUUGCCAACUACGAGCGAGCACCCACCAAAAAUGCGCCACAGCCUUCUGCGAUUCGUGCCUUGGCGCCUACAUACGUUUAGAAAUAACGCAAGGAAAAUGGAAAGUGGAAUGCGCGAAUUGCAGCUCAUUGCUUGCAAAAGAGAUGAUUCAUAAGUUCUUAGAGGAAUACCCUUUACUUCAAGAGCAUUUCUCUCGUCUAGUAGCUGAUGCGAAUCAAGAUCCUCUCGUUAAAACGUGUCCAAACUGCGACGGAAGAAAACGGGUCAAAAAUCAUAAAACAAAACGAGUGGUGUGUGAUAAGUGUCAUUUCGACUGGUGUUUUUCAUGCCACGCUCCGUGGCAUAAAUCAAUGAGCUGCAAAGACUUUAAAAAAGGAAACAAGAUGUUUAAAAAAUGGACAAAAGACACCACCGAAUGCGGCGCGGGUAUCAACGCACGUCCUUGCCCGAAGUGCAAAGUUUUUAUACAGAGACAAGACGGGUGCGAUCAGAUGACUUGCCCCAGGUGUCGUACCACCUUUUGCUAUCUUUGCGGAAAGAGGAUCGUUCAUAGUAAAUUGUUUGGUAGCCACUGGAGUAUUUACAGUGUGUUAGGAUGUAGGUAUAUUUAUAAACCGGAUCGCCCUGUGCAAAGAAAGGUCAUUAGAGGGUUCUUACUUGCUGUAGUGCUAGCAUCGCUGCCAGUUUUUGCCACCAUUUUUGUGGCUUUAUUCCCCGUGUAUGGAGUUUACAAGUUACACAAAUGCACUCGUAAGCAGUAGGCGUUUUCGAUUAAGGUUUGAAUUAAGCUAGCUGUCCAUGUUCAAAAUCAUCUCCUAACUGAAUAAUUUGGAUAUAUCAACAAAGUUGAAAUGGUAAAUUGGCCACCG
This is a messenger RNA of Stylophora pistillata, 1769 nucleotides long. Its product is annotated as E3 ubiquitin-protein ligase RNF217-like. Gene Ontology annotation, molecular function: zinc ion binding; ubiquitin-protein transferase activity. Gene Ontology annotation, biological process: protein ubiquitination. The record is from RefSeq and is a predicted model, not a curated record. NCBI's taxonomy places the organism in Eukaryota, Metazoa, Cnidaria, Anthozoa, Scleractinia, Pocilloporidae.